This is a messenger RNA of Trichoderma atroviride IMI 206040, 1524 nucleotides long. RefSeq lists its product as uncharacterized. The record is from RefSeq and is a predicted model, not a curated record. NCBI's taxonomy places the organism in Eukaryota, Fungi, Ascomycota, Sordariomycetes, Hypocreales, Hypocreaceae. Gene Ontology annotation, molecular function: hydrolase activity, hydrolyzing O-glycosyl compounds; cellulose binding. Gene Ontology annotation, cellular component: extracellular region. Gene Ontology annotation, biological process: carbohydrate metabolic process.
AUGUAUCAGAAACUAGCGGCAAUUUCGGCCUUGUUGGCCGCUGCUCGUGCUCAGCAAGUCUGCACGACCCAGGCAGAGACUCACCCUGCUCUAUCAUGGUCGAAAUGCACAUCUGGCGGAAGCUGCACGACUCAAGCCGGCAAGGUAGUCCUUGACGCUAACUGGCGAUGGACUCAUGCCUAUCCCAGCGGUAACAACUGUUAUAACGGCAAUACCUGGGAUGCUACCCUAUGCCCUGACGACGCGACCUGUGCGAAGAACUGCUGCUUGGAGGGAGCCGAUUAUUCAGGAACUUAUGGAGUUACCACCAGUGGCAACCAGCUUACCAUUGACUUCGUCACUCAAUCGGCAAACAAGAACGUCGGUGCUCGCCUUUACUUGAUGGCAUCCGACACUGCGUACGAGGAGUUUACUCUUUUGAACAACGAGUUCUCUUUCGAUGUUGAUGUGUCCGCGCUGCCAUGUGGCUUGAACGGAGCUUUGUACUUCGUGUCUAUGGAUGCGGACGGUGGUGCAUCCAAGUACCCAACAAACCUUGCUGGCGCGAAAUACGGCACAGGAUACUGUGACAGUCAAUGCCCUCGUGACCUGAAGUUCAUCAGCGGCCAGGCCAACGUUGAAGGCUGGCAGCCAUCUUCCAACAACGCCAAUACCGGUAUUGGAGGACACGGAAGCUGCUGCUCUGAAAUGGAUAUCUGGGAGGCGAACUCAAUUUCCCAGGCUCUUACUCCUCACCCUUGUGAGACUGUCGGCCAGGUUACGUGCUCUGGCGAUGACUGCGGCGGUACCUACUCCAACAACAGAUAUGGCGGCACUUGCGAUCCUGAUGGCUGUGACUGGAACCCAUACCGCUUGGGCAACCACACUUUCUAUGGCCCCGGAUCUGGCUUUACCGUUGACACCACCAAGAAGAUUACUGUUGUUACGCAGUUUAGCUCAACCGGUAUCAACCGAUACUAUGUUCAAAACGGCGUCAAGUUUGUCCAGCCCAAUGCUUCAGGCCUUAGUGGCUACACUGGCAACACGAUCAACAGCGCGUACUGCUCAGCUGAGCAGACAGCAUUCGGUGGAACGUCUUUCACAGACAAGGGCGGUCUCACUCAAAUGAACAAGGCCCUUUCUGGCGGCAUGGUCCUGGUCUUGAGUUUGUGGGAUGAUUACGCGGCCAACAUGCUCUGGCUGGACUCAACCUACCCAACCAACGAUACCGCUUCCACCCCCGGUGCCGCCCGAGGAACCUGCUCUACCAGCUCUGGUGUUCCCGCCACCGUUGAACAGCAGUCUCCCAACUCCAAGGUUGUCUUCUCCAACAUCAAGUUUGGCCCCAUUGGUAGCACCGGCAGCAACAGCACAACCGGCACUCCCACCGGAGGUGGCGGUGGCCCUACCAGCACUGGAAGCUCUACCGGCGCCACUCAGACUCACUACGGACAGUGCGGCGGUACCGGCUACAGCGGUCCCACUCAGUGUGCCAGCGGCACAACUUGCCAGGUCCUCAACCAAUACUACUCUCAGUGCUUGUAA